Aplysia californica (California sea hare) is the source of this 721-nucleotide messenger RNA. Its product is annotated as succinate dehydrogenase cytochrome b560 subunit, mitochondrial. NCBI's taxonomy places the organism in Eukaryota, Metazoa, Mollusca, Gastropoda, Aplysiida, Aplysiidae. Gene Ontology annotation, molecular function: succinate dehydrogenase activity; electron transfer activity. Gene Ontology annotation, cellular component: membrane. Bases 27 to 551 code for a protein of 174 amino acids. The record is from RefSeq and is a predicted model, not a curated record. Gene Ontology annotation, biological process: mitochondrial electron transport, succinate to ubiquinone; tricarboxylic acid cycle. The transcript has 6 exons.
UUACUGCACUGCGUCAACACACCGACAUGGCACUCGCUUUGAGGACUUUGGGAAGAUCAUGCUUGCUGAGGCAGCCAUCAUGCAUUUUACCAAGAAGGUCCACCCUGGCCACUCGUCCCUCGGCCUAUGAAGAGAUGAACACAUACUGGGUGAAGAACCGUCAGUUGAACCGACCCCUGUCCCCUCACGUCACAGUGGUCCAGUACCAUGUGACAAUGGUGGUCUCCAUCACAAACCGUGUUGCGGCCGUAGCUUUGCAGGGAGGAUUGUGCCUGGCCUCCAUCACCCUGCUGUGCCUGCCCGGCACCUACACCGACUACAUCUCUAAGCUGAGAGAGCUACGUCUGGGCCCGGCCAUCGUCUACGGUGUCAAGUUCCUCCUGGCUCUGCCCUUUGCCUACCACCUGGUGGCAGGCAUGAGACAUCUGGUGUGGGACAUGGGCUACGGCUUCAGCAAACCGAUGACCCAGAAAGGCAGCUGGGUGGUUCUGGCUCUGACGGGGGCCUGCACUGCCUUCCUCAUGUUUGGGGUUCGACCCUCAGCCUUGUAGGGACAAGGGGAAUUGAGCAUCUGUAGACGGUGGCUCUUGAAGGUUGUGAGACGCAGGAUUUGAAAAAAAUAGAAAUGUGUCACUGUGCGGUGGAAUCACGCACUUGUCAAUUUUUUGAGCCUAUGGAGUUAUUGGUAUAAUCUGAACGCUUUUUUUUUUUUGUCUUGCUU